Messenger RNA from Anopheles cruzii, 889 nucleotides. RefSeq lists its product as uncharacterized. The record is from RefSeq and is a predicted model, not a curated record. The annotation marks the transcript as partial. The transcript has a single exon. Lineage: Eukaryota; Metazoa; Arthropoda; Insecta; Diptera; Culicidae.
AGAAAUAGGUUGCGAUUAGAUAAAAGGGAUACGGACCGAGGGUGCUGAAAAGGGGCGAUAUUUCAUUGUUUUAUCGGUUGCUCAGUGCGCGGGUGUGGGGUGUCCCAAUAAAACUCACUUUCGAUUGGCCGACCCGGUUCAGUUGGAUUCCGAGCGGACCACCGCUAAGAGCAGAGGAGUUGGUACAAGUGACCGCGCGACGCCCUUCUGAAAGAUGGUACUUGAAACGCACACGACGACCAGUGACGAGCAGUCGGCCAGCACCGUCACCCCGGUGGCGACGGCGGCCGAGGCCGUGGAUCACAAGCAUAAUGGAACCGUGGCUAACGGAGAAGAAGAACCGCGGAGAACAGUGACACCGGAAGCGGAACAUGCGGCGAGCCCCCAGAAGCAAGCUCAGGAGCCGAGCCCCGCCCAAGAAAGUCCCACCGCCCAGAAUGGCACCACGCCAGAGCUACCGAAGUUCCUUUACACCGCCAUGGCGCAGGUGGCCCAGGAGCAAGGUUUCGGCGAGGGCAAGUAUGCGCUCGAGUUCGACGUCGGCUCCAACAAAGGCGACGGGUUCGUGGGCCAAAUGUUCAAGGCGAUUCUCACCGAGGGCGAUCGGCGGGAGGUGUAUCUGUGCAAGAUUCCGCCCCUGAACGAGGCCCGCCGCCAGCAGUUCCCGGUGUUGUUGAUCUUCGCCCGUGAAACCCUCGCCUACAGCAAGCUACAUCCGCUGAUGUUUGCGUACCAGCGGGAGAAGGGUGUGCGCGAGGAGGACGGGUUCUUCAACGUACCGAAGGCGUACCACACCUACUGCAACGUCGAGGCCGACGAGUCGGUCAUCGUGAUGGAGGAUCUGCGGCUCCAGGACUACCGGAUGUGGGACAAAAUGAAGCCGGUCAAC